AUGGCGCUCGAGCAAAAGCUCGUGCGCGCUCUGCAGCCACUCGCGCUAUCGUCUGUGCCCGCGAGCGCCAUCUCGUGCCUCUUUGACACUGGUGGCACUGCCUCUGUACGUGACGACUGGUGCGACCACGUCUCGCUACGGCAGCUGCGCGCUGUGGGCCGAGUGCUCGCUCUGUAUGGACCCCGUCAGGACUCGACGACGGUCACUCGCCUAUCCGACGCUACCGAUGCGCCAGUGGUGCGUCUAUGGCAAUUGUUUACGUCAUCAGAAGCUCCGGAUGUAGGCGUGUCGCAGGUACCGGACGCAGAGAACCACGACGCGGUCUACCGCUCGCUCUUGACGCUACUUCAGUCGAUUCUCAAUGUGCGUGACGUGUACGCGUCACUGAACGACGCGGAGAAGCGCCACGUGCUUGCGAGAGCGCUCGUUGCGGGCAGAAUAUACUUGGCGUGGCUCCGGCUGCCGGGUGGCGCAGCGUACGGUCUUUUCAUGUCGUACGUCUACCGCCAAGUGCUGGACACAUUGAAGAAAUGGAUCGUACUUGUUGCUGCAGGGAAAGAUCGAGGGGCAACACCGAGUGUAGCAGUAACGAUUCGUGCAACAAGACGACGAGGGGGGCGACGAGGUGGAGGAAGGACCGAGCAGCACAUGGACGAAGAAGGAGAAAAAAGUGAUGAUGACGAAGAGGAUAAUGGUAAUAGUUUUGUGACAUCAGAGAUGCUCACGGCGUGUGGAUUGGAGUUACUGGAUACGUUUGUGACGUUCCUGAGCAGUUUCUCGCUAUCAUCCAGUGAAGAGUCGAUUGCCCCGACGAUCGAGACAGCGAUUGCGCUGCAGACGGCUGUGCAGCCGGAGAAUGAAGGCACGGCGUUGGCAAUCACGAAGAAAACAGUGCAAAUGAUGGAAGCACUAGUGAGUGGAACGCAUGGUGAGCCAGUGGAGAUUGGAAAAGCUGUGCUGCAUUUUUACAUUCCUGGCUUGACGUUCCAAGACACUGUGGCAAAGGAAACGAGAUCGUCGUUGCGUUUUCACAAGCUGUCGAUCGAUGUGAUCUCUCGGAUCCAGCGCAUCGUAACGGAAGACGGCACUGAAGAUAGUGCAGAUGAUACUGCAUGCCAGCAAAACUCGUUGUUGUUGCUGGGUUUACUGCAAAACAUUUGUUUGCAGGCACCAGGUCUGGCGGAUGAACGGCAACGUGUCCUCUCGUACAUUUACUCGACUGCCAUGGCUGGACGACGGGAAAGCGAACGAGAAGAGCAGGAAAAACCGAGCGAGUUCCGGGACGAAGAGUCUGCAAGAUUUGUGCGAUUCCUGGCAAGUUAUUCUCGCAACGCGAAGCUAAAGUAUCGCCAGUUUGCGGUAGAGCUGCUCAGCCGCCUUAUCGUGGAAGCUGAGUUUUGGGAUAUGAAGGAGAGCGAAUUGCCCGAAACACUGAUUGCGUAUUCGGGCGUAGGUCCGCUUCUGGAGGUACUCAUCGAUCGGGCUCAAGACAAGAUGUCCCAAGUUCGCACGAAGGCGAUUGCUGGAAUUUCGGCCAUGCUUACACUCGGUUUGUCAAACUUGGCUGGUGGUGACGAUGAAGACACUGAUGAGCUGAUGGACGACGGUAGCAGAUCAAAAGCCAUUGCAAGCUCGCUACAAGAGUUGUUAUAUGAGUCAUUGGUUGAUACUGACGGAAAAAUGACGCUCGUAGAAACUCCACUGAUGCAGCGACUCGUUGACCUUUUCCGCGAGCGGCUGGCGGAUGACAAGACUUACGUGCGCAGAGCUGCGGUGCACGCUUUGGAAGCACUUGUGACUGCACAAUCAGGCGAUGUCAUACGUGGUUCUGCGAGGAGAGACCUGUUUGAUAUCCAUGCGCGGUGUACAGACUCUUCGGUUGUGGUUCGCGUGCAGUCAAUCAAGUCGUUGUCAGCGAUCUUACUCAAAUUCCCGUGCGAUGAGGAAGCUCAGAAACUGUGGAACCUUGGGGUACUUCCACUUUGUGUUGAUCCCGAGAUGAGUGUGCAGACUUGUGCACUGGAAGCAACUGGAAAAGUUGUGUUUGAGCGAAUUCUGACGUGGUUCGACGUGCGCCGCAACAAGUCCCAGCGAGAAGCUUGCGACAGCGCCUGGAUGCAGAUGUCGCACCUCGACGGUGUCAUGGCUCGCUGCUUGCAGAAGGCGAUGCGUAUGCUCAUCAAGAACGACAAAAUUGAUGUCGAAAAAGUCGUCAAGGCGUGCGUGUUUGCAAUCAAAGAGAGCGUAAGUCAGUAUCGCUCUGGCGACGCGAUGCAAGAGGAAGUGGGGGAUGACACUACUCGUCAAACGGUGACUCGGUAUUGGGGUUUCAGCUGGAUUGUGCUGGAAGAGCUGGCGCUCUCGAACAAACUUGUUGAAGCUGUGAGAGGAAAACAACAGAACUUGAGCAUCGUCGUCGAGUGCUGGAACAAACUUCAAGACCAGGCACUGCCGGUGGAAUUUAACGAUGGGUCGAAGCGCAUUUUGCGCGUGAUUGCUGCGAUUGCAACUGUCAUCGAUGCACAAGAUGCCAAGUCGAUUGCAGACGGCAUAUUGGCAUCCUUGUACUCGUUUGCCAUUCCACUGAAUGUCAUUGCCGAUGGAAUCCUUGCCUUGAACAGCAUCUGCAGAGCCAAAGCCUCGACGUCUGAAAAGAGCCGCGAGAUUAGCUUUGCGUGGGGGAAGAAACUGCUUGACUUGUGCGAAGCUAACCUUCGCAAAUGUUUUAAAAGCAGCCCAGAUAGCGUAGAGGAUGAAACAUCGCUGUUGCAGAAGCAAUUGAUUUCAAUUGGUGACGUCGCACUGCUUGAGUUCGACAAGGACGCCGACAAGAGCAGCGAGGCUGCACUCUUACCGGUUACUUCGAGUCUGAAGUCCCUUGUGCAGCUCUUUUUGCCACCAAAGUUUGUCGUCGACAGCGUCGCCAUCAACCGGUCCAUGUCACUAUGCACAGUGCAAAGUGAUGGAAGUGAAACGACGGCCGUGUCGGAUUCCAUCCCGCUGCCGACUCCUGUUCGUGUUUGUGCCUUCGUGACACUUGGCAAGCUGUGCUUGCGUGACAGCGACCUAGCCAAGAAGUGCAUGACUAUGUUCAUUCGUGAGCUGCGAACUUGCGAGGAGCAGGACAUUCGGUCGAACAUUCUGCUGAUUUUAGGCGAUCUUUGCAUUCGCUACACGUCCCUCGUUGACGCGUACGUUCCGACUAUCGCCUUGUCACUUCUGGACAAGAGCCGCUUGUUGCGCCGCGGUGCAUUGUUGCUGUUCUCCCAGCUGAUCCUGCAGGACUACAUAAAGUGGCGCGAGUCGCUGCUGCGCUUUUUCCUUCGCGCGGCAGUAGACGAAGACGAAGAGCUGGCCAAUCUGGCUCGCCACGUACUGUGUGGCCCUUUGCUGCAAAAGUCGCCGCACCUUUUUACAAGCAAGUUCAUUGAAAUAAUCUUUGUCUUCAACGGGGUCCAGUGUGGCAAAAUUAAGUUCACAGAGCCUUUCGAGGAGGAGGGUGCGCGCGAACUCGCGCUGCUGGGAAAUGCAUGCUACCCACGACGGGCGAAGCUGUACACCUUUUUGUUGGAGCACAUGACGGACGAGCAGAAGCUGCAGAUUUCGAUGAAGCUCUGCAAUGAAGUGCUGGAGGAAGUGAUGGAUGGCACACUGCCGUUGUGCGAUAAUCCGUCGCAGAUCACGGAUCAUUGCACAGAAGCAGUCCUCAAGGAUACGUUUGCAAUUCUGUGCUCCCCUGAGAUCAAGCUCACUACCUCGAAGGAGGAAGACGAUGAGCUCGAAGGAGCAGACGCAUCGACUGGUACAACGGCUAGUGUCGCGACACAGAUUGCAGCCGCCAAAGGCAAACUGCUUUCUAAGAUGUCGAAGAAGAACUUCCUCGAAAACGUCGUGCCGGUGCUCAUUGGGCUCAAGCACACACUAGAGGCGAAGCACAGUCCUUUGACUCGCUACUUGCUGCACUAUAUUCGCGAACUGUUCAAGAUGUACCGCCAGGAGGUGAAAGACAUUUUCAUGAGCACGGACCCGCAGAUGGCAGUGGAAGUAGAGUAUGACCUGCGGCAACACGAUUUGCAGCGGCAGCAGCAGCAGACUCAACAGUCGCGGCGCAUGACCUACGCGCCGGGUGGCGCCCAGACAGCGCCGAUGUCCCCGCAAGCUUCGACGACUUGUGCCCCUCAGUCACCGCAGGAUGAAUUGUUCGAGGUUUGUCACACACCUGUGCGUCUACGCAAUGACGAGAAAAGCAAGCCUGCUGAUCGACGACGGCAAGGUCUGAGUCCGACAUCCACGCCAACUCCUCUUCACAAUGGCAAACUCGAGUCGCGAGAGAUGUCCGAUGAUGGAGAUCAUCGACAGGCACUGCGAUCCUCGACGUCGGUGUCUUCUUCCAGCAAAGGCCAUUCGGCGAACGAGAAGCGUCGCGCGGCUGCAAAGCCGUCUAUGGCAGAUGAACCGCAAGAAAGCUCCACGCAGGACGAUCUGGACGACCGCAGGAACGAAGACGUUGCUGCAGGUGACAUCGAUGAAGACGUGGUUGCGAAUGUGACCACAUCGAGACGCAGGACGAAGGCAAAGUCGAGAGCUAAGGCAGAUACCGCCAACAAGCGUUCAACUGAGACUACUGGCAGCACAACGAUUGCCGAAGACGACGCGGAUCCCCAAGAGCGAGCGAGCGACGAAGACGAGGCAGAAGUCUCAUUUCCACUCAAGAAGAAGGCAAAGAAGAAGAAGAAGAACAAGACGACGACAGGUGGUGCACAACCGGCAGUAACACGUGCUCGACAUAAACGUAAACGCACUUGA
Molecule: messenger RNA, 4806 nt
Organism: Hyaloperonospora brassicae
Lineage: Eukaryota; Oomycota; Peronosporomycetes; Peronosporales; Peronosporaceae
Source: the annotation of a GenBank genome assembly